Messenger RNA from Tachyglossus aculeatus (Australian echidna), 3523 nucleotides. RefSeq names its product nuclear autoantigenic sperm protein (gene NASP). The record is from RefSeq and is a predicted model, not a curated record. Gene Ontology annotation, cellular component: nucleoplasm. Bases 77 to 2722 code for a protein of 881 amino acids. The transcript is spliced from 15 exons. NCBI's taxonomy places the organism in Eukaryota, Metazoa, Chordata, Mammalia, Monotremata, Tachyglossidae. Gene Ontology annotation, molecular function: histone binding. Gene Ontology annotation, biological process: DNA replication-dependent chromatin assembly; CENP-A containing chromatin assembly.
GCGUCGGAGUCGGCGCUUCGCGGAGCCGCCGCGUUUCCGUCGGUCCGUCCGCCUGUCCGUCCGUCCCGGGCCCGCGAUGGCCGCAGAGCCCGCCGCCGAGCACCAAAAAAUGGAAGAGGAGGCACCCGCUCCCUCUACAUCUUCAGACAAAAGUGACAGUGUGGAUGUGGACAGUGAAGCGAAGAAACUCCUGGGCCUGGGACAGAAACAUCUGGUAAUGGGAGAUAUUCCAGCAGCUGUCAAUGCAUUCCAAGAAGCGGCUAGUCUUUUGGGUAAGAAAUAUGGCGAAACAGCUAAUGAGUGUGGGGAAGCCUUCUUUUUCUAUGGGAAAUCUCUUCUAGAGCUGGCAAGAAUGGAGAAUGGUGUGUUAGGAAAUGCCCUGGAAGGAGUGCAUGUGGAAGAAGAGGAAGGAGAAAAGACAGAAGAUGACUCUUUGGUAGAAAGUACUGAUAACAUAGAUGAGGAAGCAAGGGAAGAGUUGAGAGAACAGGUAUAUGACGCCAUGGGGGAAAAAGAAGAAACCAAAAAGUCGGAGGGAGAGACUCCAGUAGAGGAAGAAACCAAGAAAUCGGAGGGAGAGGCCCCUGCCGUAGAGGAAGAAACCAAGAAAUCGGAGGGAGAGGCUCCUGCCGUAGAGGCAGAAGUCAAAUCAGAAGGAGAGACUCUUUCUGCAGAGGCUGAAACCAAAAAAUCAGAGGGAGAAGCUUCAGCGGUAGAGGCAGAAACCAGCAAAUUGGAGGCAGAAACUGAGAAAUCAGAGGGAAAGCCAGAAACCGUGAAGCCGGAAGAGGAGAUUCCUGCAAUUGAAGAUGGAACCAAGAAAUCAGAGACAGAGGCUCCUGCCUCAGGGGCAGAACUGCCAAAAUCGGAAGAAGAGACCGAAACCAAGAAACUGGAAGAGGAGACUCCUGCAGUAGGAGGCGAACCCAAGAAAUCAGAUACAGAGGCCCCUCCUUCAGAGGCGGAGACCAAGAAAUCUGACGAGGAGACCUCAGAGGAAGCAGAGAAUAAAAGCGAGAAAGGAACAGAAGGAGAAGAUGUGGAAAUGGCAGACGCUGAAGACAAGCCCCAAGAGAAAGCCGGAACGCCAGAGAAGCCAGGCGAAAUUACCGAAGAGACAACAGAUUUUGCUGGACUGCCAGUGGAAGCCGAGGUACAAGAAACGCCUGUUUCAGAAGCGAGAACAGAGCCCGAAGCAGAGGAGCCAGAAGAGGACGGGGAGCUGGAGGAAAAACAGGGCGAAGGAGCCGGAAGCGCAGGGGAACAGCAGGCGGAGGCUGCAGGGGAGCGGGCUGACCAGGCCCCAGCAGAGAAACCGGCCGACAAGGGAGCGGCAAUAGCCGAGGAAGCAGAGCCGAUGGAGGUUGCCAAGGAGGAACCCGAAGAGCAGGCGAAGGAACGGCCAGAGGAGCAGGAAGCCAAAGCCGGGGAAGGAAAGCCAUCGGAGACCUGUGAAGAAGCGGGAGAGGCCAAGCCUGAAGAGGAGCUGGGCGGGGUCAGCGAGGAGAAGCCAGAAGAGCGGGAAACUGCCUCAGAAGAUGGUCCAGAAGUGCUAGAGGAGCAGCUGAAAGAGGGCCCUGUUACGGAGGAAGAACCAAAGGACGAGCUAAAGGCAGCCAAGGAGGAGCCCAGCACUUCCACCGAAGCGGCCGAGGCGACCCUAAACGGGGCGGAAAGUGAAGAGGUGGCCCAGGCGGCGGCCGAAAAGCCAACAGAAGAAAAUGCCGAAGGGCCUGCUAAUGCAGAGGAGGAGGAGGAGGAGGAGGAAGAGAAAGAUGAGCUGAUGGAAGAGGGAGAAGAAACCGACGGUUCCGAAGAGGAGGACAAGGAGAACGACAGGUCUGAAGAGAAAGGAAAUGAUUCAACACUCGAGAACAAGUCAUUACAAGACAAUGAAGAAGAUGAGGUCGGAAACCUGGAACUGGCCUGGGACAUGUUGGAGUUAGCGAAAGUGAUUUAUAAAAGGCAGGAAACAAAAGAGGCCCAGCUCCAAGCAGCUCAGGCUCAUCUUAAACUAGGAGAAGUUAGUGUUGAAUCAGAGAACUACAGCCAAGCUGUGGAAGAAUUCCAGGCUUGCCUCACCCUGCAGCAGAAGUAUCUGGAAGCCCACGACCGUCUGCUGGCGGAGACCCAUUAUCAGUUGGGGUUGGCCUACUGUUAUAACAGCCAGUAUGAGGAGGCGGUGGCUCAGUUCAGCAAAUCUGUGGAAGUCAUCGAGAAGAGGAUGGCCACGCUAACCGAGCAAGUGAAGGAAGCCGAAGGAUCGUCUGCGGAGGCGGAGAAAGAAAUUGAAGAGCUGAAAGAGCUGCUUCCCGAAAUCAAAGAGAAGAUUGAGGACUCGAAGGAGUCCCAGAAGAGCGGGAAAGUGGCAGAGUUAGCCCUGAAAGCCACCCUGGUUGGGGGCUCUACUUCCGGCUUCACAUCCAGCGGCGGAGGUGGCUCCGUUUCCUCGAUUGCAGUGAGAAAACCCGCCGACGGCGCCUCCUCUUCCAACUGUGUCAGCGACAUUUCUCACCUCGUCAGGAAGAAGAGGAAACCAGAGGAGGAGAGCCCCCGGAAAGACCACGAAGCUAAGAAGCCCAAACAAGAGCUGGCUGUGAAUGGCGGCGGUGGCGGUGGAGACGCCACCCCCAGUGAGCAGGACAGUGCAGAAAAGAUGGAAGAGGAGACAGAGAAGCGGACAUCAGCGGAGGCGGGAGCGGCGCUAGAAAGCCCGGCCUGAUGGUUCUUAAAAGCAGAGGGAGGAGCCAGGCUCCCCAGGGAAAAGGAUUUUGUAUAUAAUGUAUUUUUUCACUUUUGGGGGAUUUUUUUGUAUAACUUCAAUAAAGAUUGUAAGCAACUGUCGAGGACUUGGAUGGUUUUUCUUAAAUACGUGCCUUGGAGCACAGCCAGGUUUUAAGCAUCGCAACCCAAAGGAUGUGCCGUUCUGGAUCCUUCCGGCGCCGGGGACGAGAUUCCUGAUUCGGCUCGGCUGCGUCGAUCUGCAAGUCCCGAUCGUGGGUGCUAAAAAAAAAAAAGGGGGGUCCGGGCCCCAGGCCUGGCAUCCCCCCUUCGAGACUGCUAUCCAAUGGUGCUUUUUUUUCUUCUUGUCUUUCACUUGCAUGGAUAGAUUCAUACCAAAACUGUCUCUGGCAACGUUUCAAUGGUGCUCACCUGCCUGUUCGAUUUGUUCAUGUGUGAAGACUGUGGCCGGGGCGGGGGACCUCAGGGGCCUCAACUCUCACUUCGAACCUCCGGCUGGAGUUGACCGACGGGAACCCAAGUAGCUGCGAUGCCCGGCCUGGGGACGCGGCGACGGGGGCGGCUUGCCGUCUCCGGCCUGGCCGCCCGCGGUGUCCCUGCCCCGGCCUUGCCCGUUCUUCCCGGGUGCCAGGGAAGAAGUGGCCCUGGGGAUUGGGGGUGAUGGGGGUCUGCUCCGGCGGCUUGUUUAACUGUUACCCUUGUGUAAAGGCAACUGCGACUAUUUAAAAUUGUUAAUACUGUUAUCGGCAGUGUUGGAAUUUGUUAAUAAAGAUGUUAAAAA